This is a messenger RNA of Oreochromis niloticus (Nile tilapia), 2229 nucleotides long. RefSeq names its product neoverrucotoxin subunit alpha. The transcript is spliced from 4 exons. The annotation marks the transcript as partial. Lineage: Eukaryota; Metazoa; Chordata; Actinopteri; Cichliformes; Cichlidae. The record is from RefSeq and is a predicted model, not a curated record.
UCAUCGCUGCCUGAAGGAGACAAGGAUUCGGAUAUUAUGGAAGUGGCAGCUCUGGGCCGACCUUUCACCUUAGGGAUGCUCUACAGUGCCCGGAGAGAUAAACUCAUCCCAGGUGUCACACUGUGGGAUGAUAAAACUCUGAAGGAGAAAUUGGUGGAGAAUGAUCAGCACAGCAGUGAGUUUGAAGUCAGUGGGACAGAUUCCAUCGACAAAAAGUCAUCGCUGCUGGACAUUGAUGCUUCCCUGAAGUUCAGUUUCUUUGGUGGACUGUUUGAAGUUGGAGGAUCAGCCAAAUAUCUGAAGGAUAAAAAGAAAUCUGACAAUCAGAGCCGAAUCACCCUUCAGUACAAAGCUACCACCAAAUUCAAACAGCUGAUGUUGACUCCUGAUGAAACCAAAAACACCCAACAAGCAGAAAAUGUGAAACAUUUGGCGACACAUGUAGUCACAGGAAUCCUUUAUGGAGCAAAUGCUUUCUUUGUGUUUGACAGUGAGAAGUUAGAUCCUAAAAACAUUCAGGAAAUCAAGGGAACCAUGCAAGCAGUGAUAAAGAAGAUCCCCUCAUUUAAUGUUGACGGGAAAGUUGACAUCAAGCUGAGUGAUGAAGAAAAGACUGUGACUGAUAAAUUCACCUGCAAAUUCUAUGGAGACUUCAUUCUUGAAAGCAACCCUGUAACAUUUGAAGAUGCAGUGAAGACAUACACCCAACUUCCAAAACAACUGGGAGAACACAAAGAAAAUGGUGUUCCACUGAAGGUCACAAUGAUGCCUCUGAAGAUUUUAAAUCCCAGAGCCAUUGUGUGGAUUAAGGAGAUCAGUGUUGGACUUGUUAGAAAGGCUCAAGAUGCUCUGAAGGACCUCUACAAUCUGGACAUAAGAUGCAAUGAUCUGCUGGAGGACAGAGUGGGGAGAAGCUUUCCACAGAUAAAAAAAAAGUUGAGCACAUUCCAGGAGCUCUGUGAGUAUUACAGAUCUUCACUUCAGAAAACAAUGGCUGAGAAACUUCCUUCCAUCAGGGCAGGUGAGGAAGAUGAGCAGAAAUUAGUGAAAGUGUUUGAUGACAGAGACAAAUCCCCGUUCAGUCAGGAGAGAUUAACCAAGUGGAUCGAAGAUGAAGAGAGAGAAGUCACCAUCAUCAGGUACUUUGUAGACAUGAUGGAGGGAGCAAAGAUCAUCUCAGAUCAGUCUGAGCUGGACAGAGAGGUGUUUAAUCCAGGAGUAGAGGAAGUUCUCUGCUUUGUUUUCACCUCCCUGAAAUCCACUGACCCAUAUCUGCAGAACAUGUCUGACUACUUGGAGAAAAAGAAACUGGAAGGUACUGAUGGUAACACUCCACCUGCCCAGGACCAAUGGUACUUCUCAGAUGAAGUGAUAAAGAAGAUGACAGAAAAGGCCGAAAAGCUUGCCAAAAAGCAGAAGGAAAAAAAGAAACGCUCUUUCCUAAUAGCAGCCAUUGCAGAUGAACAAAUUGAAGGAGGAAUUUUCCGCACAUACAAGAACACUGUCCUGGUAUCACCCUGAUAGGACUGUGAGAUCCCAGGUUGAGAAGCAGCAACCUGACCAUCCUGAGAGAUUUGAUGCAAUCCAUCAGGGUCUGUGCAGAGAGGAGCUAACUGGGCGCUGUAACUGGGAGAUGCAGUGGAGUCCCUUUCUUUUUGCUACUGUUUUUGUAGGUGUUUGUGGCAGACGACUAUAUACGUCUUAUGUAAAGUUUUUUUUAGCCUCAGCUGGUUUGCAAUAACUUUUCUUUUCUCUCUUUUUGUCAUUUAUACCAUCUUUGAUCCUGACAUUUAUCUUGAUGAAAGCCUUUAAUUGUUUCAUGACUGGUUAAUCCAAGCUUUUUUUCUUUGUGAUGAUUUGAUGAGUUUUGAGUUUUUCUUUGUAUUAUUUUCUUCGAGCAUGAGAUUAGAAUCCAAGAGUAUGUAAAAAUCAAUCAUUUGUAUUCUAACUGGUUGCAUUUGAUCAGCUGAUUGAUUAGAAAGCAUUUAUUCAAUUUCAAACAUUUAUAUUUGCUUUUUUAUUUCAUUUGAUCUAAAGCUUCUGCCUUCUGCCUUUUCAUAUUUGCUGUUUUCAUAAUAGAACCACUUUGUUGAUAAUUCAAUAUGAAGAUUUUUAAUUUUUAGAUUAAAUAUCGAGUAAUUUUUUCCCCGGUUGAUCGAUCAUUUACUGUCUCACAAUUGAAACAUGAAUUUAAAAAAAACAAAAACAUGAAUGAAUGCAGUUAUAAUU